CAGUUCUAGCAAAUUUUCUCCUUUAUGUUUAUUUUCUCUACAUUUUUCUACAGUUUUUGUUGUCCGAUUCUCUUAAUUUUGAGUUUGAAGUAGCCGUAGAGGACCUUUCUCUGCCGUCAUGCAGAAGGUUCCUAAUGAACCCGUGACAGAGGUGAAAAUUGUGUGUCAAAGGGAAAGAUGUCCGGGCGGAUAUUACCUGUUGGAGAAGACAGUUAAUGGACAUGAUGCUCAGCUGUUUGAGAGUACRUGGAGGCAUAAAGGAAAGAGAUACAUAUGCUACUCCAAACAGCCUGGCUCACAUGUCAUUGUUGAUAUGUCAAUCAUUAAUGAAGGUGAUCCCGUUACCCGUGGAUACACAGCAAUCACCAAUGCAUUUGACGACCCAAGUGAAAAAGCUUUCAGGAAGCACCAGUUAUGUAUCAGAGUUUUGCCUAAAGACCAAGCCACCCAGGCAAUUUGUGAUAUGACAUUAGUGAACAAGUCUAAGGGUGAAACACCACCUCCAGGCUAUUACACAAUUACAAAUGACGUCAAUGAUUUAUUUGUGUGUUUUCGUAUGGCGCCAGUGAUGAGGUAUCAACCUCCUGCUACAACAGCACCUGGAACUUAUUCCUAUCCUGUAGCUCCUCAGCAGUCAGUGGGACAACAAUGGUUUGGUCAACCACAAGCUCCAGGACCAUCAAUGCCAGUACCAUGGCAACAACAAAACAUGCAAUCUUUCCCUAACUACACACCGCACCAUGCAAUGCCUGCUGCUAAAAUGAGUGCACAAACAGGAAUAGAAGGUUUACCUUUUCAAAUAAAUAGCAAGUUCGAUAUUCUUUGGAAAAAAUCCACACCAAAUGUCACAGCAGCAGUCCCAAAGAUGUCAACUCAAGAUAUCAAGCUUAAGUACUGUUAUGACUUCACACAAGAACGACACUUCAUGGCAGGUUAACUUCAAAGAAUUUAAUGUUAUUGAAUUUCGAUUUGUGUACUUCAUUAAGUUUUGGUUUGUGCCGGGGAUCCCCUUUUAUUGAAGAAAUCUGGAAAUAAGACAAUAUUGGUAAAUAAACUGGGAAAGGCUAGACAUGUCAAUGUACUAACUAAAUGUACAAUUGUAUGAUACAUGCAAUACUAAACAAAACAGUUUCUUUAUUAUAAAUUCGGCUUUCUCUAAGAAGAGUUGAAAAGCCUCCUGCCUCAUUGGCUGUUUGCGGUGUAGUCUAUUUGGCUGGAUUUACAGCUUUUUACCCUUAUAGUGCAUCUAUUUUUGGUUGCACUUCAUCAGAUUUUAUUCCCAGUUAACCAAAAGUUCAAAAUUUUAAAAUAAGGUACAUGUAAACACAUACAUUUGUACAUGUACAUUUGUAGGUCAGUUAAUAUAAUUGAUGUAGUAAUUUAGUUGUUUUGAAUUCAUGAUGCUUAUCCUAGAUGACUAUAUCACUGCAUUCAAAAUGACAUCCAAACACAUUUUAGCUCCUGAAUACUUUAUUAAAAUAAAUCCAUAAAACAAUGUUUAAAGAAA
This is a messenger RNA of Exaiptasia diaphana, 1507 nucleotides long. RefSeq names its product multivesicular body subunit 12B. Gene Ontology annotation, biological process: virus maturation; viral budding; regulation of epidermal growth factor receptor signaling pathway. The record is from RefSeq and is a predicted model, not a curated record. The transcript is spliced from 9 exons. Bases 119 to 937 code for a protein of 272 amino acids. Gene Ontology annotation, cellular component: late endosome; ESCRT I complex. Lineage: Eukaryota; Metazoa; Cnidaria; Anthozoa; Actiniaria; Aiptasiidae.